Phytophthora sojae is the source of this 1137-nucleotide messenger RNA. RefSeq lists its product as hypothetical. The record is from RefSeq and is a predicted model, not a curated record. The coding region runs from base 1 to 1137 and encodes 378 amino acids. Lineage: Eukaryota; Oomycota; Peronosporomycetes; Peronosporales; Peronosporaceae. The transcript is spliced from 3 exons.
AUGUCAUUGAGAUCCACCAGUAAUGGCAGCGUCCACGGCCUCGUCUACUCGUUAGUGCCAGCUCAGCCUCUUCCAGCAGUAGAUCUGUCCAAGUCGUUUCGAGGGCGGCUUCUCCCAGGGUUUAUCCACCACACGUAUAUCCGCCGAAGAUAUUCGAGAUACUACCGCCAGAUCCUGCUAUGCGCUACCGUGUCGUACUGCUCGGGUUUCUUGGUGCCGCUAGUCCCGGCGUCUACAGGGCGCGUGUUCGCGUUUUUAGCCUUUUUCCUGUGGAUGCCGUCAGGAUUCGGUAGCGUCACUACUUUGCGGUACGAUAUCGUGCGCUUGGUGUGUCGAACGUUUGAUUUCUGGUUCUUCUCUACGAUCACAAGUGUGAUCGUCGUCACGAUUUCCAUGUACUUUUCGGAUUUACGCUGGCUCCGGAUGAUCAUCGAAUGGCUUCGACUUCACCAUGUCAUAUUUAUCGACGCUCAUGUGCUCGGCCUGAGGAGCCUCAUCUAUAUUCUAAUCUUCGGUAUGAUAUCGCUCGUCACCGUCCUCGUCUGGAUAAUGUUGGGGCGGGUAGAUGGAGGUUCUACCUUCACGGUUGUCAAGUACGGGAACGAGCAUGGCGGUUUUGAGCUCUCAGGGCUGGAUGUGAUUGGGAAUGGACUAGCGUCGCUUGCGCUUCUCCUGGCUAAAAUCAUCUUUCGGAGACGGAAGACGCUUCGAGUACGACGGAAAAGGUCUUCGUCACUGGUUGAAUAUAAUUCAGCACUUGAUGUUUGUCAGUUGCUGGUAUCAUGGGUUUCGUUGCUGUGCACACUCACGUUUACGGUCUCCUUUGCUGUGUUCUACCAACGGCAGCUGCUUCGACUACUCUUCUCCUCCUUCGACUUUAUGUUCUACUCAUUCCAAGUUACGUCGUCGUAUAUCUGCGUAUGCAGCUUAUACGACUGGGAGUUACCACAAUGCCUAAUGGCGUUAUCGUGGUGGCUAUGGGCCCACUGGAUCUUUACCCUGGAUGCCUUGACCCCGACCAUGAGGAGUAUGCUCAAAUUCCGCGUCCGGUACGCUGCCCCCGUUCUGUGUCUGCUGCUGAUCGACCACGUAGGGCUGGUCUACCAGAUUUUCUUGGUCGGUGACACUACUCGGUGA